Messenger RNA from Scleropages formosus (Asian bonytongue), 2695 nucleotides. Its product is annotated as SH3 domain-binding protein 5-like. Gene Ontology annotation, molecular function: protein kinase inhibitor activity. Gene Ontology annotation, cellular component: cytoplasm. The transcript has 9 exons. The record is from RefSeq and is a predicted model, not a curated record. Lineage: Eukaryota; Metazoa; Chordata; Actinopteri; Osteoglossiformes; Osteoglossidae. Bases 10 to 1398 code for a protein of 462 amino acids. Gene Ontology annotation, biological process: intracellular signal transduction.
UGUCUAUCUAUGUGCCCGCUGGAGGACGGACACACACUCGCACCAACAGAAGUAGGGACAGACAGAGAAUCCGAGCGCCACCGCCGGCUCUUCCAUCCAUGUGUGGCUCGUGCUUUAAAACGCGUUAGUUGUGUUUUACGGGCUCGCCGAGCGAUCCGCGCGACACAAUCAACCGACGACAUGGACAGACUGGAAAAGGGAAAUAAAUCCGAGGAUGACUCCGAAUCGCCCGAGGAGGAAGAGGUGGACCCCCGAAUUCAGGGCGAGCUGGAGAAAUUAAAUCAGUCCACGGAUGACAUCAACAGAUGGGAGACAGAGCUGGAGGACGGGCGACAGAAGUUCCGUGCCGUGCUGGUGGAGGCCACCUUGAAGUUAGACGACCAGGUGAAGAAGAUCGGGAGGGCGGUGGAGGAAUCCAAACCUUACUGGGAGGCGCGACGGGCAGCUCGGCAGGCCCAGCUGGAAGCCCAGAGGGCAACGCAGGACUACCAGAGGGCCAUGGAGGUGCUUCGGGCGGCCAAGGAGACAAUCGCGCUGGCCGAGCAGAGGCUGCUGGAGGAGGACAGCCGUCAAUUUGACUCUGCCUGGCAGGAAAUGCUCAACCACGCCACCCAGAGGGUCAUGGAGGCAGAGCAGACAAAGACGCGGAGCGAGCUGGCGCAUAAGGAGACGGCAGCUAGGUACAGCGCCGCCAUCAGCCACAUGAAACAGCUGGAGAAGAAGCUGAAACGCACCAUUGGCAAGUCCAGGCCGUAUUUUGAACUGAAGGCAAAAUACUACCUUCAGCUUGAGCAACUGAAGAAACAGGUGGAAGAAAGACAGGCCAGGCUGAGCACGGCCAAGGGCGAGUACAAGGCAGCGCUGCGGAACCUGGAGAAGAUCUCGGACGAGAUCCACGAGCGCCGGCGUUCCUCCGCUCUCGAAUGCCGUGGCCACGGUGUGGGCUCCGAUGGGGAUGGGGGCUGCGCCGAUGAUGACGACAAUGAUGAUGACAUCGCCAACUUCAGGAUGGAGUCUGAUGGCAUCUCCAUGGUUUCGGUCUCGAUUGAGGAUGAGACCUGCCAUGAAGUUGUGCCAGGAGAGGACUCGGGGAACCCUUCAAUCUGCAGCCUUGCCAUGGGCCGACCUCGAUCCUGCUCUACAUCCCGUCCUGGCACUCUGGACCUUCCUGGUGGCCUAACCCCACAUGCUCCUGGCCCAAGGAGCGACUGCAGUGGGGCCUCGUCCCCGGAGUGUGACCCGGAACCAGGAGACCCAUCAGAGUUGCAGGGAGACCCUGUGUGCCUAGAGAAGCCCAUGGACAGCCUCUCCUUGCAGCAAAGCAGUAACACAAAGCGAGACACUUUCACUGUAGCCCCUUCCCUGGCUCCCAGUUCUCUACUGGUCAAUGGGGUAUGAAGGGGGGGCACCUGAAACCCAGCCCUCCCGCACCUUUCUGCAGUGACCCUUGUUCUUGGGAAGGAUUCACGAGGGUGUUGUGACGUCCUUCAUCCUUUCACCCUGCCGUAUGGAUGUUGAACAGUUUUUCUGAAAGUCCCUUUCCUCCUCAGCAGUGUUUUCAAGAGGAAAGGAAAGGGCCACAACACAAUGAGUGAAGCAUUAUCAGCUGUGAUGUGGUUGUGGUGCUGCAGUGGGGACUUCCGUCGUCGUUUCUGAACUUCCUAGGCAACAUGUCCCCUUAGCUACAAUAUAAGAUGUUCACAAGUGAAUCAAACCCUGUGGUCCAUAAUAAGGCUUUGUGCCUUUUGACAAAACUGUUGAGCCAAUAUUGUCAUUAUACAUUAAUCUGCUCUAAUGUAUGGUAAAAAACAAAUCUGUGGAUUGGGUAUCAGCUUUAGAACCUCAUCCUGACUAUGAAUAAACUUGUAUUUGCUGUCACCCUAUUUGUGACUCUUCUGGUAGUAUAACAGGGUACUUUCCUACUCAUCUUUCUCAUGGCAUCUCCUGGCCCUGUACUGAAGAGCAACUUCUUUUUAGCAGUUUUCCUUCCUGAAAUCUAGGCAAGGAACCGCAAGCUUAACUGUUAAAGGAAAACUGUAAUUGGCAGGACACUUUAGUGAAACAAGAAAAUAAAUGUGUAAUUCCCCAUUUCAGCUUGACUAAAACAUUUGCAUUUACAUUUAUUCAUUUAGCAGAUGCUUUUGUCCAAAGCGAUGUACAUCGUAAAACUGCAUUCUUUUCUGGAAUUCAGGUUUGGAAUGCUUAGGGGAAAAACCUUAUCAACCACAGCAAACCAGUGUGCUGAGAAGAAUUUGCUAGAAUGGAUGGAUGAGUUGAGAUCACAACUCAGAUGUUUGGAAGGGCAAACACAAAUACUCCUCCUUGAAGUCACUCACACACCCUUCUCCCUAGAUGACUGACUCAUUUUAGCCAGAGUUUUUUUGUACAUAAAUUGGGCUGAGCUUGUUGAUAUGCUGACAGAACUGAAAAGAGAAAGUUGCAGCUCAAGCCCAGUUGGCCGAUCAAGCUUAGGCCUGUCCUGUACUCCUGUCAAAGACAUUUGUACGAAAAUAUUUUUGCACUAAUUAAUGACAUUUAUCUUGUUCUGUGUGUGUUGUAAUCUGUAUGAAUUUUCAACAUAUUUGUGUUUAACCAAAAGAUGUGGGUGGGUCACAGACCCUGUUGGGGAUUUCCUUUUUUAUAUGGUGCUGCAUUCCUUUUCUCUGAAAAAUAAACCAGUGUUCACUGUCUUGCU